AGCGAAUCUACAUUGUCAGUUUGAACAUGUAUCUAUUCGCGCACGUGCUUACCUUAGAAAAAGAUAAAUCACGUGAUGAAUUUCAUCAAAUCCCGUAUCGACCGACCAGUGGAACCACUGCCCAAGCCACAGGUUUUCCGCCAUAUCGAUCUCCGGCCGAGUACAAGUCGAACUGUUAGCAGAAGCAUUCAUGACACGCUCAACGAAACGGUGGCCGCCAACGAACCGUACCCAAUCUGUGCCGUCGCUGAGGGGCGUGGCUAUGCAACGCUCGAGAUCGGUCUAGCCGGUAUCGACAUUACGACUCCGGUGUUGCAGAUGUCCCAAUUCAGCGACAACUUUUGGUACUCGAAUAUUCUCACGUCACUGCAGGCACUUAAUCCGGUCAUGGUAUUUUUCAACGACCACUCGCUAAACACUCGAUCCUCUACUCUACCGACCGUAAUCCGGCAGAUCCUGCCGGAAGUUCAGAUUGUAAGUCUUCCCAGAAGCUUUUUCAACGAUUGCUUUGCAUUGCAGUACAUGGAAAGCCUGUGCUGUUCGGGUUAUCAAACGUUGAAAGAUGCGAUCCGUUCUAAAUACUACGGAUUGGCAGCGGUCGGAGCAUUGCUUCGCCAUUGCUUUGAAAGCAAUCUGCUGCGAAUUGCACCCAAGUCGCUUCAGUUUCGCUACUUGAGUAAGAACAAUACCCUUGCGAUCGAUGUGGAGUGUAUUGGACAUUUGGAGUUGAUCUAUUCGUUGCAAAGGGUGAAUGAGAAGCAUUCGCUGUAUCGAUUGCUGAAUCACUGUAUUACGAGCGUGGGAAAAAGACAUCUGAGGGCAAAUUUACUGGAGCCGAGUAGCAGUCGAGAGGUGUUGGAAACUCGACUAAAUUGUGUUGCCGAGAUGCUCGCGAAGAAUGACCUGCUUAGCGGAAUACAACGGAUUCUGCGGGAUCUGGUUGAUAUUGGUGGACUUAUGAAACUAUCCGUAGACGUCGAUAACUUAAAAACUACGAAGCAGAACACAAUCCAUGUGCUGAAUCAAGCAAACACGCUGAAAAACGCUUUGCGAUGCGUUCCAGAGCUAGGUUCCCUUCUUCAAAAUGCAGAAUGUUCCAUUCUGCGGGAAACGAAGCAAACUAUAUCAAGCGAUAUAUACAAACAGCUGUACGAUCAGAUUUGUACGGUUCUGGAUGUGGAAAGCGCCAAAGCACAUACUUCCGACUAUCAUAGAUUGUUUUUGGUGAAGUCGAAAGUUUCUUCAACUUUGGACAUCCUUCGCAGUCUGUACUCGGAAGUGAUCGAUGAGAUUCGCGAAUAUGUCGCCGGUCUGACGAAAGAAUUCAGAAUGCUACUGAAAAUGACCUUCACGAAAUCGAUGGGAUUUCACAUCCAGGUUACUUUCAAGGAUGCCGGUCCUUCCAUUCCAAGGACGUUCAACGUGCUCAGUCGUUCAGGCCAACGAUACUAUCUGACUACUGGCCCACUCCAGGCCUACAACGAACGGAUCAACGGAAUCGUUAAGGAAAUCGAGAUGGUUAGCUUCAGCGUCAUCAAGCAGUUGAUCGAAGACAUACGGGAACACGUGGAAUCGAUCUACGCGCUGGUUGCGAAUGUUACUGACCUGGAUGUAAUGCAAUCGCUGGCAGUUGUCAGUCAGGAUAAGGAGCUUUGCCGACCAACUUUUGGAAGAUCUACAAAAAUAGUAUCGGCGCGCCAUCCAUUGCUCGAAGCGUACGGAGAGAUUGACAAAGUCGUAAAAAAUAACAUUAUCGCAACUCACGAGUACAACGUAUUUAUCGUCACCGGUCCGAAUAUGAGCGGCAAAACGGUCUACAUGAAGACGAUUUGCCUCUUGCAGAUCAUGGCCCAGUUAGGUUGCUAUGUUCCAGCGGCAAGGGCGGAGUUUCGUAUAGCUGAUCGUCUGAUGGCGGUCUUCGGAGCGGCAGAAAACAUUGAGCACGAUCUAUCGAAUUCUUCGCGAAUGCUUCGGAAAUUGGAAAUCAUCGCCCAUACAUUGACGGUGAACAGCUUGGUAGUGAUCGAUGAACUCUUCGGUGAUACGCAAUCUCCGGACCUAAGUGGACCAAGGUGGAAACUGUUGGAACGCAUAGUAGGCUUCGUUGGCUUUCAAGACGGAGUUGCCUGCAAAAGUCUAGCUGCUGUGCGAAGGCCAUUCAUUUACUUGACCACUCAUUGUCAUGAAAUGUUGCGCCCUUUGGAACACAUGCACAACGUUUCACGUCUCUGCUUGCAAACGGAAGUCUUGGACGUGGAUGGAUUCGAACGUCUCCGCUACAAAUACACGGUUGCCGAAGGGAAGACCAGCGUCAAGAACUACGGUAUUUCCCUAGCUCGAUGUGUCCGGAUUCCGGAGAGUGUAAUAUCACGAGCGGAGCAGAUCAAUGAAGCACUCAAGAACCGAACCAUCGGGGGACGAUUUUCUCACAAUUCAACUACGAUGAACGGAUCAUUCUCGACGCAGGCAAAUCUCCAACAUUUCGAUAAACGCUUGUAUGACCUGUAUGCUCAACUGGCUUUGCAGCUUUCCGAAGCCGGAGAGGAAGGCCUAGAGGAAUUGGGUACGAACCUUGAUGGGUUAUUGGAUUGGUUCGUUAAUUCCUUGCCGGCUGAAGUGGUUGAAUACUUGAAGGUAUCUCCACUGGAGAUGUUGCUAGCGACGAAGGAGCAAACGGUGAAGAGUAGUAAUCUUACGAUGCCAAGUGUGAGCGAAGUAGAUGCAGUAGACAGCGAAGCGCAAGCUACUGACGGCAGCGAACAUUUUGAAAUCGAUGAAACUAUUGCUGAUGGUGACUUUGAUUGCUAACU
Messenger RNA from Ochlerotatus camptorhynchus, 2810 nucleotides. Its product is annotated as mutS protein homolog 4-like. The record is from RefSeq and is a predicted model, not a curated record. Gene Ontology annotation, biological process: mitochondrial DNA repair; mismatch repair. Lineage: Eukaryota; Metazoa; Arthropoda; Insecta; Diptera; Culicidae. Gene Ontology annotation, molecular function: ATP-dependent DNA damage sensor activity; mismatched DNA binding; ATP binding. Gene Ontology annotation, cellular component: mitochondrion; nucleus. Bases 76 to 2808 code for a protein of 910 amino acids. The transcript has 6 exons.